ACAAUGUGUCUCAACGUUCUCGUACAAAAUGAGUAACCCUGGUAUAUCAUUCGUCGACGUCUGUUCUGGAUGGCGGCAGCGAUAUCCGGACACCGACGAGGCUAGAGCUUCACGUUAGCCUAGACUAGAUACGCAGAGAAGCCAGUGAACUUGCCAUGAGGCCAUACGAGCAGACACCCCUGAACUUCAUCGAUGACCUACUCCCGAGUUGGCCUCUGAACGUGCAGACGUCUACGGCCUGGUACCGCAUCGGACGCUGGCAGCGCUUCUUCUGCAGAAUCUUCUGGAAGUCCAAGCUGGCAGAUGUGGAAGAGGCACGACUGGCCCGGGAGUCAGCCAAGACGCCCAAUGAACUGCCCCUAAAAGCGGAGUUUUGGAGUAUCUUUCCCCUCGCUUGCACGUAUGCUGCUGCAAGACUGUAUUUGAUUGAUGAGGCUUUUGUGGGGUUGAGAGCCCUGGAUGCGAGCGCUUAUCGCACGGUGGAUUGGACGACGUUUCUUCCUCACCUGUAAAGAUAAGAAGGGGGUUUGCUUUUGAUGCAUAACCGCCCAUAUUACUGUGUAGUGUUGGUGACUUCCGACCGACUGAGGAUUCGGACUGCGCGACCGCUGGCGGAUAGCGCGGAGGGAUGCAUGUUCCCUAUCAAUCAGCUCAUGA
Molecule: messenger RNA, 657 nt
Organism: Aspergillus ibericus CBS 121593
Lineage: Eukaryota; Fungi; Ascomycota; Eurotiomycetes; Eurotiales; Aspergillaceae
Exons: 1
Coding region: 156-512 (118 amino acids)
Source: RefSeq, a predicted model, not a curated record